Vigna angularis (adzuki bean) is the source of this 1088-nucleotide messenger RNA. RefSeq lists its product as uncharacterized. The record is from RefSeq and is a predicted model, not a curated record. Bases 474 to 956 code for a protein of 160 amino acids. The transcript has 4 exons. Lineage: Eukaryota; Viridiplantae; Streptophyta; Magnoliopsida; Fabales; Fabaceae.
UUCAUUAACAUUGGGGGUGACAUAAGCAAUUUGUUGUUGUCAAAAACCCUAACUGGACCGACAAAAGGGUUUAUCCUAACCGGACCGAACCCCUUCUUUCCCACUUCGAAUCUCUCUCUUCCAUUCUCUUCACUCUCUUUCAGAUUCCUCCUCUCUUCUCUCUUUGCGUUUUCAUUCCUUUUUAUUUCUGAAUAUUUAGCUUACAACUAUGGAGGAGUUAUCUUCUCUCAUUACGGUGGAGAAGACCAUGCGCACCGCCUCUGUUGUGGAGGACAUGGUGGUGGACACAAUUCUUGUCGCCGCCAAAUCUCUCCUUUGCCUUCUCAUUCUGUCAAAGUCAACGGGAGCUGAUAGUGAAUUCUUUUUUUCAUUCGUGUGGGGGGAAAGCGUGUAAAAUACUCUGCUUCCUUUUUUGUGCGGAUUGGGGGUGGAUUUGGUUGCAGCUGAGCCCUAUUCAUAAUUGUUGUUCUUUGAUGCUGCUAGACUGCUGGUUGUGUUCGAUUACAGAAGUUGGUCCGUUUAUUUGUGCUCCGAAUAAAAAAAAAAUUAGUCAGACCGCCGGAUCUCUGCUGACUGACAUCACCCCAGAAUUGACCCCAAUAGAUGGAAGGUUUCCUUUUGCUGAUCUCUACAAGGGAAGACAUACUUACCUUGUGAACAAGGAUGCCAGCGAGUCAGAUGACGAGGAGGAGGAAGAAGAUGAUGACGACGCAAAUGAUCAAGAUGAUGAGGAAGGAGAUGAAGAUUUCUCAGGUGAAAGUGAUGAAGAGGCUGAGCCCGAGGAUGAUCCCGAGGCCAAUGGUGCAGGUGGAAAAGAUGGCGAAGAUGGUGAUGAAUAUAAUGAAGAAGAUGAAGAUGAAGAAGAGGAUGAGGAAGAGGAUGAAGAUGAAGACGAAGAUGAAGAUGAAGAAGAGGAAGAAGAGGUUCCACAGCCACCUGCUAAGAAGAGGAAGUAAAAGUGUAGUAGAUGGUACAGUGUUUUCUUUUUCUGCCAUAUAAGCCCUAGCUAAUCUUAGUUCUCCGAACUAAAGUUUCUUUCAACUUUCCAGUGGAGCCUUCUCCACAUAUAAAAGUUCAAUUUAUGUGUA